This is a messenger RNA of Nylanderia fulva, 1901 nucleotides long. Its product is annotated as apyrase. Gene Ontology annotation, molecular function: metal ion binding; 5'-nucleotidase activity; nucleotide binding. Gene Ontology annotation, cellular component: plasma membrane. Gene Ontology annotation, biological process: AMP catabolic process. NCBI's taxonomy places the organism in Eukaryota, Metazoa, Arthropoda, Insecta, Hymenoptera, Formicidae. The record is from RefSeq and is a predicted model, not a curated record.
AAUAAUAUUUUAUUUCAAAAUUUUCGAGAUUCGGACUAAAAUACUUUGUCGAUAAAUUAAUGUAGUUUACCAAAUACUUUGUAAUCAUUCGUGAGUAGGGGAUCUGAUAAUCGACGUUCCUUCACGGAAGAACAAAAACACACGCGGUUGUCGAAGAAACACAGUUGUCCACGAAUAUUUGACACGUGAGUUACCAGCUUACUAAGAGAAUAAAAAGGUGCAGCAUGUACGCGUUGCUGUUGCUCUCGUUGUUUCAAGUCUCUUACGGAUUCACCGGGCGUGGACUUUUUUAUCCCGGUAGAACAGACCUCUUCGAGCUGUCAAUAAUUCAUUUGAAUGAUUUUCACGCCAGAUUCGAACAAACGGGCCCGACUUCUGGGACUUGCCGCGAGGGUCACGAACAGGACUGCGUGGGAGGUAUUGCUAGAGUUUACACAGCAGUCGAUCAACUCGUUAAAGAACGGCCGAAUGCGAUUUUUCUGAAUGCCGGUGAUCAUUUUCAGGGGACACUGUGGUACAACAUUCAUCGUUGGAACGUCACAGCUUUGUUCAUGAACAUGUUGCCGCACGACGUCAUGACGAUCGGCAAUCAUGAAUUCGACAAUAAAAUUGAAGGCCUUGUUCCCUUCCUUGAAAAUGUUAAAGCGCCGGUUGUGGUAACAAAUAUCGAUGAUAGCGAAGAGCCAACUAUCCAGAAUUUAUACAAAAACAGUACAAUCAUUGAGAGAAAUGGUACCAAGAUUGGGGUCAUCGGCGUUAUCUUAUCGACUACUAAUCUGCUCGCGAAUACGGAGAAACUAAAAUUCUUAGACGAGGUGGAGACGGUCAAUGAUGAAGCUCAGCGAUUGAAAAAAAAGGGAGUGGACAUUAUUAUAGUAUUAAGCCACUGCGGAUUAGAUGUAGACAGAAUCAUGGCUGCGAAAUGUCCCUUGAUCGACGUGAUUGUUGGUGGUCAUUCGCAUACGUUCCUUUAUACAGGACCUCCGCCUUCCGUUGAUGCUCCAAUGGACGAAUAUCCUGUAGUCGUGACGCAAAAUGAGACAGGCAGAACGGUUCUCAUCGUCCAAGCAGCUGCUUAUACAAAAUACUUGGGUAAUUUGACGGUAUGGUUUGAUGACCAAGGUGAGGUCGUCGACUGGGAUGGAAACCCACUUCUUUUGGAUCAGUCCAUCGAAGAAGAUCCGGAAAUCCUGGAAGCUCUAAAGCCCUGGAAAAAGGAAGUGGACGCGAAAGCAUCGAGGAAAAUUGGCAGUACGAAAGUCUUCCUCAAUCACAACUGUUAUUCCCAGGAAUGCAACAUGGGAAAUUUUAUAGCAGACGCCAUGGUAAACGCGUUUGUCGAUAAAGCCGAAAAUAAAACUCAUUGGACAUAUGCAGCGGUAGCCUGCUUGAAUUCAGGAGGAAUUCGCACUUCUAUCGAGGAGUCCGAGAUCACCUAUGGUGAUCUGAUGAUGGUCCAGCCUUUUGAAAACACUUGGGACACUCUCGAACUGACUGGAGAAUCCAUUAAGAAACUUCUGGAAACUGAAGAAAUUUUAGUCUGGUCCGGGUUAAAAGUUACGUACAAAAAUAUCAAUAAAAACCGGACUGUGGUCGAUGUUAAAAUCAGAUGCCAGGAUUGCGAAUAUCCGAUAUACAAGGAUUUGGUGCACGAUCAAUGGUACAGACUGGUUGUGCUAAGUUUCUUGAUCUCUGGCGGAGACGGCCAUCACAUUUUCAAGAAUAAUAGUCGUAAUCACAAAAUAGGAGAACGCGAUAUAGAUCAUUUUAUAAAUUACGUGGAAAAAAUGAGUCCUAUAUUGACAGGUAUCGAGAGGCGAAUAACUUUUGUAAAGUCUUAAAACUCGUCUUCUCUUUUUCCCUCAGAUUACAUUUUGCGAUAAAAUUAGGUAUUAAAAUUG